GUAACAGCAGCCUCUGAGUUAUAAAAUUUCACAGGUUUCCCUAAAAAAAACAACAAAGCUUCUAUUUCACUACUAACACUUUAUUUAUUCAUGGAGAGAUCACCACCAAACCGACGUGUUUGUUUGUCUCGUAGCCUUUUGAAGUUAUGCAUUCGUCUCACUAUGCCGGCCGAGUAAACUAAAUAAAACAUGCAAGAAAAAAAUAUAUUUCAUAACAAGACAACGGAAAACGAAGAAUAUUACAUUAAUUCUUCCCUCACAAUUUCUCUCACUCAUUGUAAGACCAUUUCUUUGAUUAAACCUCAACCAUUGUCAUGCUUACGUGAACACACCUUCCUUCUUCUCCUCCUUUAAAACCGAAGCCUUUCCCCUCCUUAACACCCUCCCUCGCCAACAUCACCAUUAAUCACCUCUCUGGCGCUCUCUCUCACUCUCUAAUCCCACACUAAUCCUUAUUGCUUUAGUUAAUAACCAUGAUUAAAGGAGGUGGUUAUGAAGUUCUCGACAUGAUCCAACCCCACGAACCUAAUUGGGAUUACUCCUCCCUCGCCUUCCCAUCCUCUUCCCCGAUCUCCAACCCUUUCCCCAAGCCCACCGCCACGUCAGCAAUUGACAACCACCACCACGGCCUCCGCGGCGUCGUCAACUUGGAGAGAAACGAGCUCUCCGAGUGGGUCGAACACGUCACCAAACAGCUCAUCGAUGACUUGCCCGACACGCCACAACCCGGCCCCGAUACCAUGGCCGCCGCCGCCUACCGCGACAGCAACGUCGACAUCGACCACUUCCGUCCCCGGAAAGUCAUGCGCCGGAGUACUCCUCACCAUCACGAGGAGUACUCCGUCGACCAUACAAAUAAUAAUUCCUCGGGGAGCACCAGCGACAACAGCCCAAGCGACGCCGUCUCCGACGCGCCCACCCACCAGGCGCCGCCGCCACUAAACCAGAACGACGAGCGGAGCCUGGGGCUGAUCACGCAGCUCUUCGAGAUCGCGGUCGCGAUCUCCGUCGAGAACCUGGGGGAGGCCCACGAGAUGCUCCUGGACCUGAGCCACGUGGCCUCCCCCUACGCCCCAUCCUGCGCGGAGCGCGUGGUGGCCUACUUCGCCAGGGCAAUGUCGAGCCGCGUGAUGAACUCGUGGCUCGGCACGUGCGCCCCGCUGACCAACCACCGGGCCAUCCACGCGGCGUUUCAGGCCUUCAACAACGUCUCCCCUUUCGUCAAGUUCGCCCACUUCACCUCCAACCAGGCCAUCCUCGAGGCCUUCCAGCGCCGGUCCCACGUCCACAUCAUCGACCUCGACGUCAUGCAGGGGCUCCAGUGGCCGGCACUCUUCCACAUCCUCGCCACGCGGGCCGAGGGCCCGCCCCAGGUCCGGAUGACCGGGAUGGGCUCCUCCAUGGACCUCCUCGUCGAGACGGGCCGACAGCUGUCCAGCUUCGCGAGACGGCUGGGCCUGUCCUUCGAGUUCCAUCCAAUCGCCAAGAAGUUCGGUGACGUGGACGCGUCCAUGGUCCCCUUACGGCGCGGGGAGACGCUGGCGGUGCACUGGAUGCAGCACUCGCUGUACGACGCCGUGGGGACGGACUGGAAGGCCGUGCGGCUCCUCGAGGAGCUGUCCCCACGGGUCGUCACCCUGGUGGAGCAGGACGUGGCCCACGGUCCGGCCGGGUCGUUCCUCGACCGGUUCGUGGGUUCGCUCCAUUACUACUCGACCCUGUUCGAUUCGCUGGGGGCGUUCUUGGCCCCCGACGAUCCCGGGAGGCAUAAGGUGGAGCAUGACCUGUUUUUUCGGGAGAUCAACAACGUGGUGGCGAUCGGUGGGCCCGGGAGGAGCGGGGAGGAGAAGUUCAAGCACUGGAGGAGGGAGCUCGCGAGGAGCUCCUUCCUCCAGGUGCCGAUGAGCGGGAACUCAAUGGCUCAGGCGCAGUUGAUACUCAACAUGUUCCCCUCGGUGCAUGGCUACAGCCUGGUUCAGGGGGAUGGAACGCUCAGGCUCGGGUGGAAAGAUACUGGGUUGUUUACUGCGUCGGCCUGGACCUCACCUGCUUCUAGCUAGCUAGCUAAUUUAUCUCUGCUACUUUGACUUGAUCUGAUAUCAUUUGGUGUAGUUAGUGGGUUUUUUUGGUUCAUGUAUCGGAAUCGCGUGGAACUACAAUAUGGUAUUGAUGACGAUUAGUUGUAGUUAUUGGCAACGGUGUUAGUUCGAGAGAGGAGCUGAUUGAUAUGUGCAUGUACGUAGAGAUGAUGACACGGCCUGCAACAGAUUAUACAGAGGUUUUUGAAUUCUAUUGCUUACAAUGGCAAGUGGGUAUACUAUUAUUCUAUACGUACGUAAUACCAUGAAGUGAAGACCAGAAAAAAUGGCCCAGAUGUGGCUAAGCUUGAUUAAUUAAUUUUCAUUGGCUGCAGGCUUGCAUGUAGUAUUAUAUAGGCCAUGGCUUUCUAAUUAAAAUUUGGUUUCUCCCCUGAUGUUGACAAAGUUGUAAAGGUGCAAUUUGAUGUGUUUUUCUGCUUGUUGCUUGUAUAUUUUCAGGGCUCACCACCAUUAUUAGUUUAUGGGGCGUUCAAUUCAUAUAUAUAUUGUGAAUAUGGCCUGUUGUAGCUAUCUCUUGGUUAUUAAUCACCAUCCGCUUGUAUUUAGUAGUGAAAGUAGUGAUAAAUAAUUGUAUUAGGUAUAGCUUAUAAAUAAUGCGUGUAUCGAAUCUCGUAAAUUCAUAAACGCGCAGAUUGUCGAAUCUCGUGAAUGUUUAACUAGCUAGGCUUAUCAGUACUGCUACGUUAUAAAUCACUUGGUCAUAUAUAAAGUCACUUUUUUUAUUUGUAGUAAGUGCAUAACGAAAUAUUUUUACGGUUUUUUUAUGUGAUCACACACUUUAUAUAAAUAGUUGUAGAUGAAAUUUUAUGAAAUUAGAUGAAUUUCUUCCAUGUUCAUAAAACGGAAAGCAAAUUCCUUCCAUUCGUUAGGCUAUUAUAUAUACCGUUGUUUUUUACAGAUGCAGCGUAAAGGAAUUUUCACCAAAAGGGUAAAUACAAGGGAAUUUUGAUUAAGUAAUAUAUACAGGAGAAGGGCCAAACAACAUUAUUCUACACACAUAUAUAUGCAGAGCCAAAAAAAAACAAUUCUAGGAAAAGCUAGUACUGCGUCCUAAUCGGCGGUCGUUUCUGUGCGUAAAAGACAUUGCCGGCGUUGCAAUUUAGGAGCAAAGAGAGGGGAAAAUCAAACAAAUUAGGGAACAUUAGAUACGGAGUAACAUAGAGUUAAUUCAGCACGUGAUCUUAAUAACAAUUAUAUUAUUACUAUAUGCAUGUACAAGUCAAACAAUGCCUUGCUCCAAUAUCCUUUCUUGGCAUAUCUGGCUCUGGCUGUACGUAAUUUACUAGUUUGUUGAUCAUUGAUUUACAAUUGUGGGUUAUCCCAAAGCUCAUCCACAACCAAUUCCGAGUCUGAAAGCUGUAGCAAUGGCAGGCAGGCAGGCGUAAUGAACAAUCCUCGUUGGUUUUAGACGGGGUAUGGUGGAAUCACGGUUUGAUAUGAAUUCAUCCACAAAUAACACAAAAAUUAUUGUACGUGGGUGAUUGAUCGGAUGGAUUGUGAGUCGGUAAAUUUUCUAUUCGCAUUUAUUAAGAUGGGUGGUGAGUAAGUUGCAGGUUUACUUGGAUGACUUACACCCUAUUUGUACAUGACAAAUAUUUUUUUCAUCAUAUUUCCUAAUCACACCACAAACUGACCAUCAACUCAUAAAGGUAGUAGUUCGAGAAUAUUUGUGGAUUAUUACUGCAGUUAACUAUGUUAUGUUAUGUAUAGAUAUUGGGAUGCAAAUUACAAACAAUUAAUUACAUCAAAGUUGGAAAAAAAACGUUAAUUUUCUCUUCAGUUAAUGAAAAACUUAAUUUAUA
Messenger RNA from Linum trigynum, 3901 nucleotides. The record is from the annotation of a GenBank genome assembly. Lineage: Eukaryota; Viridiplantae; Streptophyta; Magnoliopsida; Malpighiales; Linaceae.